Messenger RNA from Sclerotinia sclerotiorum 1980 UF-70, 156 nucleotides. RefSeq lists its product with no specific name. Bases 1 to 156 code for a protein of 51 amino acids. The transcript has 2 exons. The record is from RefSeq and is a predicted model, not a curated record. NCBI's taxonomy places the organism in Eukaryota, Fungi, Ascomycota, Leotiomycetes, Helotiales, Sclerotiniaceae.
AUGGAGAAACCUGCGAAUAAUCCUUUCUCGCAGAUAGCCCCCGGAAUCUGCGAGCAACCAUUUGUGGCUGUUUUGCAAGAGAAGGUGUCGAUAUCGAGUAAGAAUAUAGCUGAGUUUAUGAUUAGCAAAUUUGCAGUAUGGAGUCUUGGUGGUUGA